Caenorhabditis sp. 36 PRJEB53466 is the source of this 843-nucleotide messenger RNA. Lineage: Eukaryota; Metazoa; Nematoda; Chromadorea; Rhabditida; Rhabditidae. The record is from the annotation of a GenBank genome assembly.
AUGUUCACCAUCGUCUUCUCGCUCCUCGUUGCCACGUGGCUCUCCCCGGAGUUCGUCGUCGAAGCCGACGUCGGAGCGGAUCUAAAUUGCACCACGUACAACGGCACCGCGUUCGUCUACACCCCGACUGCCACGAUCUGCUCGAACACAAUCAGCGACGCCUCGUGCGCCGUCCUCUAUCCGGCCACAGCCGAUGGCGCCGUGGCCGCCGGCACAUCGAACGGCCGUCCGCUCACUUGCUACACAACCGCGACGGCCACUCCGGCUUCCAUUGUGCAGGACAUGAAGACUGCCGCCAUUGCGGACUGUCCGGCCACUUGCGGAUACUGCUGCGAGACCAGUGCCUACGAUUGUGCCAAUGUUGCUUGUGAGUAGUUCUAGUUUGAGGUCAUUCAACAUCUGACAUUCAGAUCCACGUCUCGACUGUUCCACCAUCACCAGUGCCCAGUGUCUGUCCACCACGUGGCGUACCAUCAUCGCCGAGGACUGUCCGUCUGCCUGCGGACUCUGCGGAUCCAACGGAUGCGUUGACGCCGUCGUCGACUGCGCCAAUGACGUGAGCAUCUGCACAACCGUCGGAAUGCAAGACUUUGUCAACGUGAGUGUCUCAUUUGUGCCGCCCAUCCGAUCUUCUUUUUCCAGACGUACUGCCAGUACACGUGCGGCCGCUGCGCCUCUUCCAGCACCACCGCCUCCUCCGGAUCCUCCUCCUCUUGCACCUCCUACGCCGCCGACUCGAGCUCCUCGUGCACCUCCUGGGCCGCCAACGGAUUCUGCACCAACACCUUCUACACGACGGCGCAGAGAAUUUCCUAUUGUGCGACGACGUGCAAACUCUGCUGA